Molecule: messenger RNA, 2435 nt
Organism: Aegilops tauschii subsp. strangulata
Lineage: Eukaryota; Viridiplantae; Streptophyta; Magnoliopsida; Poales; Poaceae
Molecular function (GO): zinc ion binding; nucleic acid binding
Source: RefSeq, a predicted model, not a curated record
CUACCUCCUCCACAACCAUCCCAUCAUGUUCAUCCCCUUCCUUCUGGGUUCACUUGCUGGAUCCGGAAGGAUUUGAUCUCCUCCCACUCGUUCACGGCCGCUGAUUGUCAUCCUGUGCCGCGUCGUGCUUUUGAUCCAAUCCCAAGAAUCAUCAAGGUUUCGAGGGAGGGUUUGGGCCCUGGCUCUCUUUCGUUUGUGGCAGUUGUGAAGCAAGGUAGUACGAUGGCUGACCGGAGAGUUGCUGGUGCGGGGUCUGGAGCUGGCGGCCCCUCAAAGGCUGCUACCCAGAGAGCCAACUCGCAAGGAGGGAGGAGGCAGCCAUCUGCCCCUACUUCGAAGGAGCCGGUACCAGUAGCAAAACCUACCAGAUCCAUAGCCUCUACGGCUGCUUCAUCCCAGGUGCAGUCUUCUCAAUCAGUAGAGGUGGAGAUGGAGCAAGUUUUAGAUCCUAGAUACAAAGACAUGAUCUGUUUCAACUGCGGUGGUCCAGGGCAUUAUGUUGGGAAUUGUAUUAAGCCGAAAACAUGCUUUAUAUGUCAGCAAAAUCAUAAUGUGAAUAACUGUGCUGCCUGGACUAGGGUUCAACCAACUGCUGCCUUUUUUGGCAGUGGAGCAAGUGGUCUUGGUUUUUACCAUGUGGAUGUCCCGAUUGCUAAUGAAUCCAACUGGCUGAACUUUCAAAACUGUGAUGUGGUUAAUAUUCUCAAAGGUGUUGUGGACAAGGAGUUGUUGUUAAGUAUUUUGACUGCUACCUUCUGUAAAACUAGACAGUGGCCUUGGCAGAUCAGGGGAUUGUCCAGUAAGACAUUCCUGGUGAGAUUUCCACCAUGGAAGAAAGUGGAGGAUCUCAUCGAACUGCCUGGAUUCUCUUUGCCUCAAGAUGUCUCUGUUACACUUACUGAGUGGAAGGGGGCAUGUGAACCUUUUGGAGAGCUUGUGGAAGCUUGGGUUCUGAUUGAAGGAAUCCCUCCUAAGUGGUGCACAUGGGAAGUUUUUGCUCAGAUUGCUUCUCUGUUUGGGGUACUGACUGAUGUAGACUGGAAUGGCAUGUUCAGGACCUUUUUUGAGAAUGUUAGAAUUAAAAUUGCUUGUAGAGACCCCACAAAAAUUCCAUUUGAAAGGCUUAUUGAGAUGAAGAGGAAGUUGUUUUUACUGGGCUUUACUGUGGAGGGCUUUGAACAAGUUGGUGGAGUUGACUCUGUUAUUGAUAUUGAGGAUGAUGAUGGGUUUGAAGGAGAAGGUGCUGCUGAGGGACAGAAGGAUGAGGGUGGAAAUGUUCAGAAGGAUGGUUUGGAAGAAUUACUUGAUAGUGAGGGGGGCAUUGAUGAGUUAGAUAAGGCUAAUAUUACUACUCAGAGUAAGGAUAAACAGAAAGGGCCCCAGGCUGGCAUGUUCUGCUCUGGUUCUGAGCAUGAAACGUUUAUCUUGGAGUGUGUUAAUGCUGAUAAAGAAGAACAUCUGGUAACUGAAAAAAGAACUGACCUUAAGGAUUUCUGUCCUUAUGCUUUGAUGGAGUCCACUCCUUCCAGACCAUUGGUGAAGAUUGUUGAGGGACCCAAAUGUUCUGGAGGGAAGCUUGAAAGCAUGGAGUACUGUGAGAGUAUCCUUAAAUCUGUUGACUUUUCUGAGUCUGAGGAAGAGGAUUCCAAAGAUGAUGAACUUGAAACUCUUCCUCCUGAAGCUGUACAGGCCAUUCAGAACAUCUCUCUGAAAAGAUCUUUGCUGGAAACCCUUGAUCAGGCUCAGGACCAAAAACCAAAAGCUGAGAAGACUAAGUGGGGGCCUAUACUGAUUCAGAAACCUAUUACUAGGGGGCAUGGGAACUUGAAUAUCAUGGAGAAAGCUGAUGCUUACAAGAGGAAGCAGAAUCUGGAAAUUCCAAAAGAAAUUAAAGGGAAAAAGAUGGCGAGAUAUACGCUGUGUGCUGGGUCAGGUGGCGGCAACAAUCAGGCAAUGGAAAAUCCUAUCUUCAGAGGCCCAGGGUGCUCUUCUUCUCCAGUGCUUAAGGCUUUUGGAGCGUCGAAGAGGGGAUCUGCUUAGAAUCGCUUGGGUCUAGUUAAUGUAAUGAGUGACUUACCACCUUCAGUGGCUAUGGAUAAAAAUGACGCUCUUUGGUGAGAUGUAAUAGGGAUGUAGCUUAAAACCCUGGUGUUUGUUCUGUGGCAGCUACUUUUGGUUGUCGCCGAGAGCUGUUUAACAGUCUGCUUCCGUCGUUGCCUUGGCUUAAUAAAAAGUUGGGGUGGGGGGCGACCCCUUUCUUUCAAAAAAAAAGUAAAUGGGCCGACCUAGAGCGGAGGGGGUGUGCGUCCUGUAUGGACUUUAAGCUGUGCUUAAGGCGCCUUCUAGGAAAUCGAAAUCAUUAAAAGGAGUACUCAUUGCAAAGAUCACUCCUAUCUUCCUAGGUUGCGCCACUUUUCGCAACCUAAAAGUUUUCU